AGUGGUUCAUGUCUAUAACCUCAGUACUUUGAGAGGCUAAGGUAAGAGACUUGCCACUAGUUCAGGGUUGGGCUAGACUACUCCAAAUGAGACGGUUUUGAAAAAAUCAAGACACAGGUCCCAGAGUUGGGCAAGGACUUGGCUGAGGGUUUGCUGGCAACUCACUGAGCCUAGCUCAGGUGCUCUCUCCCCACAGGGCCUCAACUAUGUUGCCCAGGUUGGGCUGUGUGCUGUUCUGCAGCCUUGUGGCAGUACUGCUCAGCUGCCUGCUCUUUCUGAAAGAGCACACACCAGCAGGGAGCUCCAAGGCCCACCAGCACUCAGGGCCCCAGCACAGGCAAUGCCCACCCAACCUAGCAAUCGCUAACGCCUCCCUGUCCCUGCCCAGCCGCCAUCGUCUCUUCUUAACCUAUCGACACUGCCGGAACUUCUCCAUCUUGCUGGAGCCUUCUCAGUGUGCCAGGGACACCUUCCUGCUCCUGAUCAUCAAGUCCCAGCCUGGUCAUAUUGAGCAGCGUGCAGCCAUUAGAAGCACUUGGGGCCGGGCUGGGGGCUGGACUCGAGGCCGGCAGCUGAAGUUGGUGUUCCUCCUGGGGGUGGCAGGACCUGUGCCGCCAGCCCAGCUGCUGGCCUAUGAGAGUUGGCAGUUUGAUGACAUCCUGCAGUGGGACUUUGCUGAGGACUUCUUCAACCUGACACUGAAGGAGCUACAUGUUCAGCGCUGGAUGGCAGCUGCCUGCACACAGGCCCACUUCAUACUAAAGGGAGACGAUGAUGUCUUCAUCCAUGUUCCCAAUGUGCUCGAGUUCCUGGAGGGCUGGGAUCCUGCCCAGGACCUCUUAGUGGGAGAUGUCAUCCACCAGGCCCGGCCUAACAGGAACACCAAAGUCAAGUACUUCAUCCCUUUCUCCAUGUACAGGGCCCGCCACUAUCCACCUUACGCAGGAGGAGGCGGCUAUGUUAUGUCCCAGGCUACCGUAAGGCGCCUUCACACAGCCAUGGAAGAGGCAGAGCUCUUCCCCAUUGAUGAUGUCUUUGUGGGGAUGUGCCUGAAAAAACUGGGGGUGACCCCCACACAUCAUGCUGGCUUCAAGACAUUUGGAAUCCAACAGCCCCUGAACCCCUGGGACCCUUGCCUGUACAGAGGGCUCCUGCUGGUGCAUCGUCUAAGCCCCCUGGAGAUGUGGACCAUGUGGGCACUGGUGACAGACGAGAGGCUCAAGUGUGCAGCUACCCCAAAACCCUAGCCCUGAGCUUUAGUGACUGCUCAUUUCCUACCACAAACUGACAGCACACUUACCCAGCGUGUGCGAAUGAGUGUGUGCUGCCCAAGGUCCCUACGACUCCCACCACCUACGCAGUGAAGGAAGACAUUGCACGAGAGCCCCAAAGACUUUUUU
Molecule: messenger RNA, 1400 nt
Organism: Phodopus roborovskii (desert hamster)
Lineage: Eukaryota; Metazoa; Chordata; Mammalia; Rodentia; Cricetidae
Gene: B3gnt4
Product: UDP-GlcNAc:betaGal beta-1,3-N-acetylglucosaminyltransferase 4
Exons: 1
Coding region: 207-1247 (346 amino acids)
Cellular component (GO): membrane
Molecular function (GO): hexosyltransferase activity
Source: RefSeq, a predicted model, not a curated record